AUGCCUACCAAGCGGCGGCGACCGUCCCACGAUGACACCGACAGCGCAGAGGGGCUCGUCGCUGGCCACGAUGACCAUGACGACGACGGCCACGAUCAUGCUCACGACCUCCACGGCUUCCGCAACGGCGACGGGGACCAUCUGCGUCGGCAGGUAAAGCGCAGCAAGGGCGUCGACAUCAUCUCCUUCCUCUCGGACGAGCUGCUGGUCCGCAUCCUCGCCCUCUGCAACGAACGCACCCUCCUCCGCCUCUCGCCCGUGUCGAAGCGCUUCCACCGCCUCGCCGGCGACUCCCAGCUCUGGCGUCCUCACUACUACCAUCGGUUCAUCCUCCCUCGCGCCCACCGCAUCCCCGGCUUCCGCACCGGCGCGGCCGCCGCCUCGAGCAAGCUGCGCUACUCGGCCCAGAGGUCGGCGUGGGCCGACGGCGGCUGGGGCCGUCGCGGGGGCCUCGAGGGUGCCGACCAGGCGCCCGCCGACGUCGUCGAUGUCGUCGACUGGAAGAAGCAGUACAAGCUCCGCCACAACUGGACCCGGGGCCGCUGCGCCCUCGGCGAGAUGCCCGUCCGUGACAUGCAGCGGAACCAGGUCCCCGACAGGCAGACGCUCGUCAAGGUCGUCGACGGGCUCGCCGUCACCGCCGACGGCGAGUCGGGCCUGCGCGUUUGGGACCUCAAGACGCGCAGGCUCAUCGUCGAGGACCGUCUCGAGACGGACGAGAAUGGCUUCCGGCGCCCGACGUGCUUGGCCGUCGACCAUCGGCGACUCCCUGGAGGCCCCCUGGACAUAUCCGCCGGCUUCGAAGACGGCACCUUUGGCAUCUGGAGGCUGGACCCCGGCCACGGGAAGCUCGUCCUGCUAUGCCGACAGGCGCAAGGCUACUUUGGAGAGCUCGUCGCCGUUGCGUACGGUCAUCCCUUCGUCCUGACCGCCACGAGGCUCGGCUUCGUCUCGCUGUACACCUUUGCCACCCCCCGUCCCCGCGACGACGGCGCAGCAGCUUCCGAGUCCGCCGAGCAUUCGCACGAGCGGCGAGAUGGCCCCGUGCCGCGGCCCGGUGUCGACCUCGCACCAUUCCCGCAGCCGCGGCAGCUCACAUCGCUCAAGUCUCACAGCACGCGGGCGCCGCUGGCCCUGUCCAUACGGACGACGGCCAAGUCUGUCGUCGCCUCCAUCGCCUACACCUUUGACACGGUUGGCGGCUGGUCCAUAGGCAUCCAGGACCUCGACAUCAGGCCUUCGGGCCUCUCGAUCCCCGACGUCGUCUCCUCCCGCGUCGCCUCGACGUUGCCAACGCAGACGCGCCGAUCCAGACCUUCAUCGGCGGCAUCAACGUACGCGAGCACGGGCGCGCCGUCGCGGAACCAUCUCGUCGAGUCGGACAGUGACGGUCCCAUCAGGUUGUGCUACAGUCACCCCUACCUUCUCGCCACCUUGCCCGACAACACCCUGGUCCUGCACCUCUGCACCUCCACGGCCACCUCGCUGUCCAUCUCGCCCGGAAUCCGCCUUUGGGGGCACACGUCCGGCAUCUCGGAUGCCGAGAUCACGCCUCGCGGGAAAGCCGUCAGCGUCAGCACCCGAGGCGACGAGAUUCGCCUGUGGGAGCUGGAAGGACGCGUCGGCGGCAGCAGCGUCGAGGUGAAGCCUAGGCAUCGGGAUGAGAAAGCCGGCCCGCCGACGGGCACCAUUUCCGGCCCAAGAUGCCCGGAUCCUGACGAUAGGAAGAACUGGGUUGGCUUCGACGACGAGAUGGUCGUCGUGCUCAAGGAGGCGCGCGACGGCCGGGAGAGCCUGAUGGUCUAUGACUUUACUUGA
Molecule: messenger RNA, 1818 nt
Organism: Drechmeria coniospora
Lineage: Eukaryota; Fungi; Ascomycota; Sordariomycetes; Hypocreales; Ophiocordycipitaceae
Product: F-box domain containing protein
Exons: 1
Coding region: 1-1818 (605 amino acids)
Molecular function (GO): protein binding
Source: RefSeq, a predicted model, not a curated record